AGCGCCUCUUCUCUCAAACAGUGACGUCUCUCUCUCUCUCUCUCUCUCUCUCUCUCUCUCUCUAUCUCUUUCUCUCUCUCGCUUCCUAUGCCGUGUUAACCAAGAUAAAACCCUUCUCCUCCGACCAUCCACCUUUCUUGCCUCCCCUGACACUUCCCCUUCAUCUCAAAACCUGUCAGGACACAAGAAGCUCUAUUCCCUGACCUCUGUUCAAACUUUCUUUACUGCAGCAUCCUUUAGCUUCACGGAAAAGAGAAGAAAACCACACUGGCCAAAGAGAAACAUGAGGAAUCUCUAUCCCAAAAACAAAGGUAAAGUAUACCCUUCGCCCUCCUCUUCGUCUUCUUCUUCCACCACCACCAUUCCCAACUGUUCUUCUCCAAGUAGAGAUGCUCUAUCUGUGCUAAAGUUACUCCCAGCAGCCAUUCUUGCUUUGGCUUCUGUUCUUAGCUUGGAAGAUCGAGAGGUUUUGGCUUACAUGAUAACCAGGUCCAUGAAGACGACAACGAGCCCAUCUUCGAUGGUUGAAGAGAAGAAAAAGUACAAGAAAUCUUCGAACACCCAUAAGCCUCCCUUAUUCGACUGUGGGUGCUUCGAUUGUUACAGAAGCUACUGGUUCAGGUGGGAUUCAUCGCCCAAUCGAGAGCUCAUACACCACGUCAUUGAAGCAUUCGAAGAGCAUCUGAACAACGGUGAGCUUUCUAAGAAGAACAACGGCAGAGGAAAGAAGAAGGAUAGGUUGAGCCGUCGUCGGGUUAUUGAGAAAAUCGAUGUCGAUAGACCGGAAAGUGAGAGAUUUGUGGUAUCGGAGAAAGCGACUGAGUCGCUGGAGAUGGAGCUGAAGCCGGAGAAGGCUGAUCCAUUGCUGGAUGUUGAUGCCUUUGCAGUCAUUGUGUCUGGCAGGGUUGAAGAGGACAACCAAAUAAAAGAAGAAGAAGAAGAAGACGACAUCAAAUGUGGUAACAGGAGGAACACGACGGCGGAGGAGAUGGAACCGGAACUACAAGUGCCGGCGGCGAGUGGCGACAACAACCACCAGCACCACAAGGGAUUGGCCAGGCAUGUUAUACCGGAUGUGUUGGGAUUAUUGAAUUCGCGUUUGUGGAGUCUUUGGAGUCCAUCAGUUUAAUAUAAUAAAUUUUAGUAGAAUUUUCGAGGCA
Messenger RNA from Macadamia integrifolia, 1160 nucleotides. RefSeq lists its product as uncharacterized. NCBI's taxonomy places the organism in Eukaryota, Viridiplantae, Streptophyta, Magnoliopsida, Proteales, Proteaceae. Bases 284 to 1129 code for a protein of 281 amino acids. The record is from RefSeq and is a predicted model, not a curated record. The transcript has a single exon.